AUGAAGUCUUUUCCUGUUCUAUUCACCGUUCUUCUCUUGGCCUUGGCUGUAGCGGCAGACGAGAUGGCCGGUGCUCGCCCCGAUUUCAAUGAGUAUCACCCAAAAGAUCUCAAAGAGGCUCGUCCUAGAUACGGUGAUUAUCAUCCAGAGAAGCUUGCCGAGGCUCGACCGCACUUUGAUCAAUAUCAUCCAGAGAAGCUUGCCGAGCCUCGUCCGUUCUUUGUAUAUAAUCCAGAGAAUGGUCAUCCCAGCUUCAAAGAGUAUCACCCAGAUGAGCCAUCGAGACCGGAUUUCAAUCAAUAUAAACAU
This is a messenger RNA of Mesorhabditis belari, 309 nucleotides long. NCBI's taxonomy places the organism in Eukaryota, Metazoa, Nematoda, Chromadorea, Rhabditida, Rhabditidae. The record is from the annotation of a GenBank genome assembly.